Etheostoma spectabile (orangethroat darter) is the source of this 2620-nucleotide messenger RNA. Its product is annotated as glutamate decarboxylase 1. Gene Ontology annotation, biological process: GABA biosynthetic process. Gene Ontology annotation, cellular component: cytoplasm; presynaptic active zone. The record is from RefSeq and is a predicted model, not a curated record. The transcript is spliced from 17 exons. NCBI's taxonomy places the organism in Eukaryota, Metazoa, Chordata, Actinopteri, Perciformes, Percidae. Bases 314 to 2065 code for a protein of 583 amino acids. Gene Ontology annotation, molecular function: glutamate decarboxylase activity; pyridoxal phosphate binding.
GGGAAGCUUCAUUAGUCGUCAGAGGGAGGCAAGGCUGUGACUCAUGCUUGCGUGAAGAGACCAAUGGGCAGCCAGAGUCUGAGAUAUAAAUAACGAAUAAAAAAUAUUCUUGAGGGAGAAAGGGUCACUUGCGCGCCGCUGGAUGGGAUUUUAUUAGUGCGCUCUGUUGGUAUUCCGCCAUCACUGGACUGUUUUUGUCGUGCCUUUGGGUGGCAAUUGUUACAUCUAGUUAUAGUUUCUCUGGACUCGACAACCUGUGCGCCCGUGAGUCGUUGAAUUAUUUCCCAGCUGGAGAUCAGAUAACAGAGGACUGAUGGCCACGUCUGAACCGAGAGCCACUGGCGGGGACCAGGACCCCAACUCCGACAAUUUAAGACCUCCGUCCACAACCUACGAAUAUGCGUGGAUGCACGGAUGUACACGGAAACUUGGGAUGAAGAUUUGUGGGUUCCUGCAGAAGAACAACAGCCUGGACGAGAAGGGGAGGCUCGCGGGCCAGAAGAACUUGCUCUCGUGCGAUAACAGUGACAGGGACGCGCGCUUCCGCCUCACCGAGACCGACUUCUCCAAUCUGUUCGCCAGAGACUUGCUGCCAGCCAAAAAUGGAGAGGAGCCUACCAUUCAGUUUUUGUUGGAGAUUGUGGACAUUCUCACCAACUAUGUCAAGAAGACUUUCGACCGCUCCACUAAGGUGCUGGACUUCCACCACCCCCACCAGCUCCUGGAGGGAAUGGAGGGCUUUAACCUGGAGCUGUCUGACCAACCUGAAUCCCUGGAGCAGAUCCUGGUGGACUGCAGGGACACGCUCAAAUAUGGCGUCCGGACAGGUCACCCACGAUUCUUCAACCAGCUGUCCUCUGGUCUGGACAUCAUCGGUCUGGCCGGAGAGUGGCUCACCUCCACUGCCAACACCAACAUGUUCACCUAUGAGAUCGCUCCAGUGUUUGUGUUGAUGGAACAGCUGACUCUGAAGAAAAUGAGAGAGAUGAUUGGUUGGGCCGGUGGAGAGGGAGAUGGACUCUUUUCACCAGGGGGCGCUAUCUCCAACAUGUACAGCGUGAUGAUGGCACGUUACAAGUAUUUCCCCGAGGUCAAGACCAAGGGCAUGUCUGCAGCUCCUCGCCUUGUCCUCUUCACAUCUGAACAUAGCCACUACUCCAUAAAGAAGGCUGGAGCUGCUCUGGGUUUUGGCACUGAUAAUGUGAUCCUGUUGAGCACAGAUGAGAGGGGGAGAGUCAUUCCUGCAGAUCUGGAGGCCAAGAUCAUUGAUGCUAAACAGAAGGGUUAUGUGCCAUUGUUUGUGAAUGCCACAGCUGGAUCGACAGUGUACGGUGCAUUUGAUCCCAUCAAUGAGAUUGCUGACAUCUGUGAGAAGUACAACUUGUGGCUUCACGUUGAUGGUGCAUGGGGUGGUGGACUACUGAUGUCCAGGAAGCAUCGCCAUAAGCUUGCUGGAGUUGAGAGGGCCAACUCUGUGACGUGGAACCCUCACAAGAUGAUGGGCGUGCCUCUCCAGUGCUCAGCAAUCCUGGUCCGAGAGAAGGGAAUCCUGGCAGGCUGUAACUCCAUGUGUGCUGGCUACCUGUUCCAACCAGACAAACAGUACGACGUCAACUAUGACACAGGGGACAAAGCAAUCCAGUGUGGCCGACACGUCGACAUCUUUAAGUUCUGGCUUAUGUGGAAGGCCAAGGGCACCAUAGGAUUUGAGCAGCACAUUGACAAGUGUUUGGACCUGUCUCAGUACCUGUACAACAAGAUCAAGAACAGGGAGGGAUAUCAGAUGGUGUUUGAUGGAGUGCCCCAGCACACCAAUGUUUGCUUCUGGUACAUCCCACCUAGCCUGAGAAGCAUGCCUGAUGGCGAGGAGCGGCGAGAAAAACUCCACAUGGUAGCGCCAAAGAUCAAGGCCAUGAUGAUGGAGUCAGGGACCACUAUGGUGGGCUACCAGCCUCAGGGCAAAAAUGUUAACUUCUUCCGUAUGGUCGUCUCCAACCUCGCAGUCACCCAGUCUGACAUCGACUUCCUCAUUGAUGAGAUUGAGAGGCUCGGCCAAGAUCUGUAGUCCCUCUCAGCCUGCGCUGCUCUAGUGGCCAGAGGGCGAUCCUGCAGUCUUCUAUCUGUCGUAUUUCCAAGGCAAAUGCCAAUGAGGGGAAACAUUUACAGUGCUGCAGACAGAAUAAUGAUAGGACAUGUUUUAGGUUCUUUCUAUCCAGUCUAUCUUUGUCUGAAGCAUUCUGACUGCUUCUCCAACUGAAGGGAAGCUAGAUAUUAGAUAGACUUUGAGUGUGUUACUUGCUCUCCCACAUGGUUCCUCCUCUAUAAAUAUAUAAGUAUCUGAAGGCUCGACAUCCAACCAACAUGCUCUAAUGUAUGUGUGUGCUGUGGAUUCUUGUAAUGUGUGCGUGUAUGUGAUCCAGUUUCUUGUUUAAUGUAGUUUGUGGUUUAACGUCGGUAUGUGUGUGCCUGAGUGAAUGUGUGGUCAAACACUAAAAGGGAGAAAAGCACAAAAACAACAAAGUAUCAGAAAUUUAUUCUGCUGUAUCAUACAUUUGCUACGCAAAAUUGAAUCAUUGGUGCUUUCCGCUGUACAUAUUAUUCUCUCAGUCCUAAAACAGUG